GCUUCGGGGCCGCCUUGACCUCGGCGCAAGGAGAGAGCGGCGCCGCGCCGCCCACGGGCCAUGCUCUACCGGAGCCAGACCCUCUCCCGUCCGGCCGUGGGAAAAUAAGGAGUCGGAUUGCGAUGUAACAAUCCACGGAUACAUAAGAAAACACUGCGUGCCGGGGCUGCCGUAGCAAGGAUCAGUCGUACUGUCACCGGCUGCAACACGACAUGUAUUUUCUUACAAGCAAUAGCCGACUGAAUGAACAAGUGGUUGAUAAAAUUAUCCUUCAGCUUAAUAGAGUCUACCCCCAAAUUCUUACCAAUACAGAAGCGGAAAAGUUCAGGAAUCCAAAGGCAUCACUCCAUACCAGGCUCUCAGAUCUGAUAAAGCACCUUCAAAAGAAAGGAGAGAGACACUGUCAGGAAUUUUACAGGGCCCUACAGAUCAAUGCUGAACAGCUGUAUGAUGACCUGCCAAGCAGGAAAAUCUUGAAAACCACAGAUUCCGCAGAGAUAGACACUGACAAGGAGAAAUGUAUGCUAAAUGACAGGGGCCCGGUGUUUUUCCUCGCCUGUUUCAGUGCGGCAGCAGGAUUUGCCUUAUUUUGGUAUUGCUGUAACUCAGAUGCAAAAGUCAUAGGAAGAUCCAGGAGAAUCUUGGGUUUUUCUCCUAUUAUCAUAGGAAGACAUGUUAGAAAUAUUUGUAUGUUGUAUUUGGAAGACAUCUCAAGAAAUUAAGGAAAAGCUGCCUCUUCACUUAGACGUCUGUACAGUGUAUCUGCCAAGGGAAGACAACGGUGCAUGAAUAUUAAUGUACUAUACUCUCAUACCAAAGAUUUUCUUAACUAGCUUCAUCAAUAAUUGUGUUGCCUCAAGAUGUAUUCAGAUUUUCAGCUAUAUAUGUCCUUCCUUAUGGGAAUGGACCAUUUAUUUUUGUAAAUGCUUAUUUUAAAAUAUUUAUCAUUUGGAUAAAAGUAUUUUUAAUACAAACUCUGAAAUGAUAUCCUAUCUGAUCAUGGGUUUGAAUAUGUGUAUUUUAUACUGGAAUGAAGGAACACAACUGUUUAAGGAAUGAUAGCCUGUCUUUUAUGGUAAUUAAUUUAAGAAAAGCACUUAAAAAAACCAAAAAGCCAAAAAGAAAAAAAAAAAAACCCACACGCACUCAAAGCCUUAAUAAGAAAUUGAUCUCUAUCUCAGGACUGUCUGUUUUGUCUGGAUCCUUUAUGUCUACUACCUGAGCUCAGGUGGGCCCUGCCUCCUGCAAAGCUUUUCAGUGCCAGUUACCUCUGUAUGCCUAGUCGUACACGUGUCCUUGCCAUGUGUUGUAGUCCUCCUGUUUGUGCAUCCUUCCACCUGCCUUGUUCAGCUUGUGUUUAACUGUUCAUCGUGGUUUGAAUGCGCUGGAGCUUGUGCAGGCCAGCACCCAGCCUGUGAAUGUUCUGGGGGACUGCAACGUCAGAUCUGAAGCACUUGAAAUUACCAAGGAGACUUUUCAGAUUUAGCUUUAUCUUUUCCAAGUGCGGUGGUCUGGGGACUGUACAUCCAAGCAACUGAAGUAAUCUGCAGCAUUUUGCAGGGGCAUCAAAUUGUAACUUUUUUUUUUUAAUGGCCAAAAAUAUGUCUACCUAUUUGGAAAGCUUGAGGUUGCUCAUAAUGCCAUUUUAGUUUUCUGUUUUUCAUCUGUAAGUUGGAACCUGAAAACCUUGCAAAUACCAUCUUCAACAUAUAGAGUAAGAUCAAAGUUCUCGAGGGAGGUCCAGGGAGACAGGGCUGCAAGUUAAGUGUGCAGGGUUUAUGACUCUAACUGUGGUCCUGCCUAGCUCAGUACAAAUGCUGGUGGGAAGUGGCAGUGUAGUUCUUCAGUUGAUUGCUGAAAAGCGUAAGGAAUGUGGGGAGGGGAUGAGGCUGUGUCCCUGUACAUGGUGAAAAAGAUGAUUUGUGUCUCUUCUUUCACUGGAAUGUGAAUUCCAGAUCAAAUUGAAAGCUGUUAAAACUUCUCACGGGAGAAUCCUUCAGUGCAUGCUGCCUUGUGCUGUAGCUGCUACUUAUUCAGGCAACCAUCUCAUGGAAGACUAAGUGAUUUGAAGUGGUUUUCUCAAAACAUUCAGAUUGAAGAUUGCCUUCCAGUUGUAAGCUUCAUUCGUGCUAUAAAAAUGUCAUCAUUUUCUCCCAAGCAAGUCAUCUUGCAGUACCUGUAUUUCUUUCCAGGACAGCUCACCAUAUACAGUACCAAGGCUGUAGUCCAAAAGAAUUGUAUACAGGGCCAAGUUUCCAGAUAAAAGACCUAAAGAAUGUUUUCAAGAAGCAUCUGAGAGAUGAAAGGGCUCAACAACUCCUGAUUUUACUCUUCUGACAAUGUUUCUGCCUCUUGAGUCAGAAGUAAGUCUUGAGAACCCAUAGGGCAGUGUUUUGUGUAGGUGGACAUACCCCAAGAUUUGCAGUGGGCCACGGGGUAUGAUACGCACUUGACAGCUUGAUUGAUGAAACCGUACAAAUGCCAGGUAAACAAAGUAAUACCCAGCAGGGCAUUUUUAGACUUCUUUUCCCCUGUCUGCAUACUACCUUCUCUCGUGUCUCCUUAAUCUAAUCUCCGUGGGAAUCUUAUUAGGGAGAGAACUCUAACAGAGGUGAGAGUAUUUCCUGUUGCAUUGCCAAACGGCUUUGCUGCCUGAGUUGCACCAUGAGCUGCUGCUGUGCUGCCUUCCAUCUUGGGAUGGGCUUUAAUUAUGUCCUGUUGUAUUUGCUGUGCCUUGCCUUAUGUUUAAAAUGUUUUUUUCCUCCAACAAGCCAUCUGCAAUUUAUAGCACUUGGAAUUAACUGUUACUCUCCCCCCUGCUGCUUAAAUCCUAUAAGCAGCACCUUUUAAAGGGGCUAGGAAAAAAUAGCUCUGAAUUCCAAAGGGGUUUUAAAUCUUUGCCUUGAAGCCAAUUCUGAAACAUCAUUACAGGAACAGUAUUCCAUUUUACAUGAAAACAUUAUUCACAAUAUUCUCAAGAGUCACAUUUCAUUUCAAAGCAAAACCAGAGGUCAUGAUACUGCUAGGCAGGUUCCUUCUGCUGGGGUUAUCCAGCACUUCGCCCUUAAAUAACAGGUUGCAAAUUGCUGUGAACUGUUGCUGAAGCCUGCGGAAGCUGCCAGUGCCUUGUCUGAUCUGCAGCAGGAGCAGUGGCUGUGUGGCUGCAUGUGGCCCUCCCACUUCCUUACACCAGGAGGCUUCCUUGAGCCUUGAAAACCAUGGAGAACUGGAAAGUUUGUUGAAGGCUGUGGCUGUAUUUCUUCCUCUUCUGAGGUUGUUUGAGAUGAGGAUGUCUCUUAGGAAAAAUGCCAGGAGAAGCUGUCCCCAGGGCUAGGGCUGGGAGGAAGAACAACUCAGAUUCAUCCCAAUACUAGUGACGACCUGACAGUAAAGAACAGAAAAUGAUCCGUUCCUCUGUCAGUGCUAUUUGUAGUGUAACAAGUGAGGCAAGCUUUAGAACUGUUACGUGCAUAGGUUUGUGUAAUGUGUAGUCUCUGGAGAAAGCAAAGACUUGGUUCCUUUCCCUCCUUUUCCCUGCACUGCCAUAAUCCUUACAAAAGGUUUUGAGAAGUCGGGCAGAGCUUCAGCAGUUGUUUUGUAGUUCUCUGGGGUAGAACAGAGUGCUGCAGGUGAGCCUGUUGGGAGAUAUGCAUUUUCUUUGAAGCUUUUCCUUUCAGGAAUGAAUGCCACAGCUUAAUAUGCUCCUUCACAAGUGUGCAGCAAGUGCAGGCAGAUGAAGUGCUAAUGCUGUACUUAGUUCCUGGAGGAAGUACAUACAUACCUGCCUCGGAGUCAGGUCCUUCUGGGCAAGCACGGGUCUUCAAAAUAAAAUAUGUAGGGCCUGGAUGAGCCUGUAUUGCUGCAGUCUCCCAGGUGCCCUGUCAAGUCAAGCUGUGUUUGCAGCUGUAGCUGUGCUGGUAUUUGGGAGUGUGCUAGCUGUGUGUGGGGAAGUUGUCCUGAAUGUGCAAAAUUCAGUAGGUGGCUGAGUACGCAGAGGAUGGAGGCUGUUCUUGCAAACGCUGUGGUAAACGUACGGUAGACAUAGAGGAGCUAAUAGAAAGCAGUCCUGUUUUCAGCUUAACCUCUCACGUUGUGCAGCUCUGGUUGGAGAAGAAAAAUAUUUGCUUUUCUCCUGCAGCAUUAGAAACAGCAUGGGCUGAGGAGCCCAGCAGUUUGAACAUCUGCAAACAUAGCACUGGGGAAGGAGGUGGGCAGGAGGACUGACAUUUCCAAGGGUGGGAGCAUGCGGGCUCUCAGCAGUGCCCACAGGGCUGUGCCAGCAGGGCUCACUGCAGCUCUGGGGGGACCAACCCCUCGCUGCUGUCCCACUACCAACCCCAAACUCUUCCUUCCUUGCUUUUUCUCAUGAAUGGGCAUUUUGAUUUAAAGCAAAGCUGAACUACCCGCGGUUGUCUCAGCCAUACUGUCCGUGCUGCUGAGGUCACAGCAGGAUUGCUGGGCAGCCCCAAGCAGUGAGCAGGCAGACCGAGCAGCUCAGGCAGGCUGGGCCGGCUGCAUCCCCAGAUCUCAGAGACAAGGUGACAGCUCACACCAUCAGUGUGCACAGCUCCGCGUGCAGACAGCCUGCUAUUUAAAGUGCUUCGGUGCCGGCGAGGGCUCUAAUGAAGUGCUGAUUCACUGCAGGGCACGUGGGGCUGCUCGAUAGCCACUGCUGCAGUGUUCCAAGCUGCCUAGGCAAAGUUGCCUUCCUUAAGUUCUUUCAUUUGUAUUUUUUUUCUUAUACUGUUAUAAAUGGAAAGCAUUAAAGCAUUUGGUUAAAAGCUGCAGUUGCAGAUGCCUUGUACUGCUGUUCUUCAUACACAAAAGUUACUCCGGAAACAUGUCGUGCCUUAGCUGUGUGAUCAAGUGUUGCUGUUACACGAAGAAACAGCAACAGUUUGCUGCACUGCACAGGGCCUGUGUUUUGUAAUCACUUAUCCUCACAUGUCUUCUUUAAUUCUGUAGAAAUUAAUGGCAUUUGUUUCUUUGUAUGUGGUGAAGCUGGCCGUGCAAACUGUAAUAAAGUCUGUACUGAGCAAAGA
Gallus gallus (chicken) is the source of this 5042-nucleotide messenger RNA. It is a transcript of the gene CARD19, whose product is annotated as caspase recruitment domain family member 19. The transcript has 7 exons. The coding region runs from base 213 to 722 and encodes 169 amino acids. NCBI's taxonomy places the organism in Eukaryota, Metazoa, Chordata, Aves, Galliformes, Phasianidae. Gene Ontology annotation, biological process: regulation of apoptotic process. The record is from RefSeq and is a predicted model, not a curated record. Gene Ontology annotation, cellular component: mitochondrion.